Messenger RNA from Parasteatoda tepidariorum (common house spider), 8899 nucleotides. RefSeq lists its product as uncharacterized. The record is from RefSeq and is a predicted model, not a curated record. NCBI's taxonomy places the organism in Eukaryota, Metazoa, Arthropoda, Arachnida, Araneae, Theridiidae.
AAAUUUUCUUAAUGAUAGAACGUUAUCAGCAAAGCAGACGAUAAAACGCUAAAGCUUUUAGUUCUUAUUUUACAACUUCUUUUUGUCGUUUGCCGUUAUGAAAAAAUAGCCACAUGUAAACUUAACGACUUGAUUAAAAAAAAUGGAUUCGUUGUUGGGGGCACCUCAUACAUUCGAAGGGGUUGACGUAGAAUGAAAAACAAAAAUUAGAGAUAAAAAAAAAUUUCUCUCGACACAAAGAAGGAAAUGAGUGGGCAGGAACCGUAAUCGCUCCCAAAAGGAUGUUGAAAAGUGGUGAAUUCUCUUAAGCUCUUAGAAAUCAUCCAUUUCCCAGUAAGUUCCGGGGGAGGGAGAGGAUGGUGCAGCCCAGAAUCGAACUACCAAACCAAACAGGAAGAGUUGAAGGAAUAGAUAUGAAGCCCUCCCAUAUCUUGUCCUUUCUGAGAAAAUAAAUGCGAUCUCGUUCAUUCCGGAUGAACUAUUUUUAUGUUGAUGCUGCACUAACUCCCCUGUCUUUUACCGUUCGUAAAUAAUAUCACUUACUCAGUGUGCAACUCCGCAUGUGUGCUGUAUAAUUCAUAAACCUUUUCUGAAAGAAGAGGGGUGUCCUUGUUCCCCGAGCAUGUGCGUGUGUCGGGAAGAUAAACUGAAAACUGUUUCUUGCUGUUGAGGCUAAAGAUAAGGUGAUAUACCCUAAGUACUUCCAACCCUUAUGAUGUUGCAAGGGACGAGUUAAAUUUUAGCUGAUUAUCGAGGAGCUUGGUGCAAAAACCAGAUCAGAAGCAUGAUGUUGAACUGCUAAUUUUUUCUUAAAUUCCUGAUGACGCACAGUGAGGCAUUUAUGACUGCCAAGUAUGGUAGUUUUCAUCCCACCUUUUCCAACGAUUAUCUUCUUAAGCAUGGAAGUUUCUUCAUGAAACCGACCCUCCAUCCUGAUGGUUUCGUGUAUCCAACCCUUAGUGAAUCCGCCAGGUAUCAGGUGUACAAAGACAUGAAAUGCGAACCACCAGAUCCUGAUUUGCCAUUGAACUUCGCCAUCAAGCAAGAAAAACCACCAACUCCUCCCGCAUCCACAUCACCUAAGUCACCUUCGCCAACUGACCCAACAGCUCCUUUACCGAUUUUGAAUGGAUCAUCUAAAAAUGCCACCUGGAUUCUCGGGAAACAGAAACUCAGCUGGGACAAUUCCACUGUUGCCAGUUACAAUCCAGACACUAAAAUGUUUCGAUGCGUGGUGUGCAAUGCAGUUGGAUUCCUCUCAAGAAUAGCUGAACAUUACCUUGGCACUCACACAAGUGCAAAGGUAUUCCAGUGCUUACAUUGCCCAUACAGCAGCACAUGGUCUCGCUGUGUACGAAUGCACAUGGCUAAACAUCAUGGCGUGCCCAAUGCCCCGCCCUCUUUAUGGAAAGGCCAGCCUCUUCUUGAAGAAAUUUUCCAGCUUUUGACCAACCUUAAGACCACUGUUGAUAGUCAAGGUAGGGAAAGACUCGAUCCUGAAUUAUGUGACAAGAAGUUCAUCUGUCCGAAAUGCCCCUACACGACAGACAGACGAGAUCUUUAUUUGAGACACGAAAACAUACACAAAGAGGACAAGCCUUACCACUGUUAUAUAUGUUUUAAGCUAUUCAAUCGUGCAGAUCACGUGAAAAAGCAUUUUCUGAGGAUACAUCGAGGACAUCCUUAUGAUAUUAGCUUAGUAAGGCGUAGACCUCCGAGGAUGUCUUCAUCUGCAGGGAAUACGAGCUCUCCAACGAACACCACCAGCAAUGGAACGAAUGGACUGUCGAACAAUUUUAGUGUUGAUAAACUUAUAUCUAAUGAUAACGAUAUCAAAAUGAAGAAUGAAGUGAUGGAUUUAAGUCAGAGAACAUCUUCGCCGGUUGUGGAUUCGGUACAGACUGCUUCAACGAAACAGUUGAAGACAUUUCAAUGUCCCUACUGUGAAUGGGAAGGAGUGGAUAGUUGGUGCCUCAGACGACACAUGAAUGUUCAUUUGAAGAAUUUCGAAUGUCCCAUAUGUGAUUUUAAAGCAGGUAAAGCUGAGAGACUCUUCACGCAUGGAUAUAGAGCACAUAAAAAGUUGAUCUGUACUAAAUGCAAGUUUGUCACUGAUGUCGCCUUUGAUUUUGAUCUUCAUGUCAAAGAAUGUUGUGUGGAGAUAAGAGAGGGCUCAAACAUCGAAAAAAUUUCUGAAGAUAGUCUGAUCGAAAGUGAUGACGCCAAUAUCGAAGCCAAUUUAGAUCCACCUGGACCAUCAGAAAUUCCACCCAUCACACCUUUUGUUCUCCCAGAAACCGCCAAACUUUUUGAUCACCGCAUGGCCUUGGACCUGAAGGGUUCUGUCAGCUUAAUGCCCUUGCAUAACAGCAUAUCGUAUUGUUUCCCUUCUUCCCAAGCAUUUGGAACAAACGGAAUGAAUAGUUUCAGGGAAAAGUUGCCAGAUGUCUUGGUGAAUGGUGAUGGAAAAGCUGCCACAAAUGGCAAAGUAGAAAGCAAAUUAGAGCUUGCGUCACCUGUUCAGAGCUCUAGCGACAGUGGAGUUACUGACUUAACCAGUGAUAACAAUGAUCAGGAUAUCGUCUGCUGGCAUUGUGGCUGUGAGUUUGCCAAUUCGUCCUCCUUGCAAAUCCACACAGAGCUUUAUCACCGAGAGGAUCUGAAGGAAACUACCAGUUCCUCGAAAAAAGACCAAGCUGUUGUUAAAACAAAGAAAUUCUCCUGCGCCAUUUGCAAUUUCAACAGUGACAAGCAACGAACUAUCAUCGAACACAUGCGAUACCACACUGGAGAAGUUCUCCAUUGCAGAGCUGGUCCACAAUGUGCCUUUAAAACUGUCUGCGACUCCACCCUCGAGAAGCAUGUGGAGACCGAACAUAAUGACUCUUUGAAGAGAUGCCCGCAUUGUGGGCAAAUCUGCUGCGAGAGAAUUCCAUUUAUAAGACAUUACAGAAAAUGUCACCAUUCCAAAUCUUGCAAUCGUUGCAAAGUAAUCAAAAGAAGCUUGGAUCCAAAAUACGCCAACAGCAAUGAGAGUUUAGAGUUGCUUCUGAAAGCAAACAAGGACCAAUCAGAAGAAGAAGUCAAACCAUAUCUUCAUCACAAUCCUUAUUCUAAACGUUCAAGUGGCAUUAGACCUUACGCCCACUGCAACGCAGCAAUGUCUAAAGUAGCUGUAUCCAUUCCACAAGCUUUGCAGAUGACUGUUGAUGAUUUAGUGAUUGCUCAAGAUAAUGGCAAUCGUGGACGGAAAUCUAGGAAGCAAACUUUUCCUAGAAAGCUUUUAAAUACCAAUAUGAUCUCAAAACAGACACGCGUUCGUAAAAGGAAAAAUGUCUGUGAUAAAAAGAAACGAACUAAACGCGGAAAAGCGCCAAAACUGUUCAAAUAUCAGUUCCGGAAGAAGUUGCUCAAACGUGCAAACUUGUUUGUAAGGCGUUGCAAACUAAACCAUGCGCAUUCAUUGAUCUUCAAAACCAACAUUAAUUUUGUUCGGCACCUAUUCUGGCACCAUUUUCUAAAAAAGUAUUGUUGCCACAAAUGCAGCAGUAAAUUCAGGCACGAAUAUCAAGUUCUUUUGCACAGAAGAAGAUAUCACGAUAAUUUUUAAACUGUGACUGUGAAAUUAUACGAAUGUUGGGAAAAUUUUGUUACUAGAAUUUAAUAUUUAUGAUAGAAAAUAUCAUCCUGUGCUAUAUACUGUGAUAAAAAAAAAUAUGUGAGACUUCGUUUUUUUUUUAAAAAAAAGAGACACGAGGAAAUUACUUGCUUGAUAUGUCUGUGUUUUGUAACAGUUACCGCUAAUCUUGCAUGAUUUCUAAAAAUACAUGCCAUUUUUUUGAGAGAAACUAAUUUUUAUCAUGAUCUGAUUCAGUAAGCCACUCAUGUGUUCAUUAAUAAUAACCGGAUAUCAUCUUAAAGAAUUGUGCAUUUCUGUGUAUUAAAAACAAAACUGAUGUUUCUAUUUUCACACAUGCAUUCAAAUUUUGUGUUGCCACUUCAAUUUUUAUAAUAUUUUGUUAUUUGUCAAUAUUGGAGAGAUCAUCAUUUAUAUCUGUAAUUGCUGGAUUGGACUUGCAAACACAAGAUCUUUCGUUGCCACAGACCUUAACCUAGAUUUUUGACUUCUUGCAAAAAAAUUACGCAUUUUAGGGGUCGCAUAUUAAUAUUUAGGAUAGCAAAAUCCUGAAACGUCAUAGAAAUCUCACGAAUCACUUGUGAAGAAGGCGGAAUCGUAAACAUCAAAACAUGCUUGAUUGUUCCAGAAAAGGAAGAUGGUAGUUAACAGACUAUUAUCAGAAACAUCUACAAUUUUUAAGUGAUAUACAAGCAGGUUUUGAUGCUUUUUAUCUUGCCUUCGUCACUUGAUAUUUGAUUUCGAGACGUUUCUUUUCCUCGCUUAAAUAUCAAUUAGCGACUCUUAAUAUGUAUACUUUAUUUUAUUUUUGUCUAAGAUAUUAAAAGUAUAUAUUGAGAACGAAAAGUAUAUAUUGAGAACUUCGAUUAUAAUCUCGAUGGUUUUAUAAUAAGUCAUCGAGAAUCGAAACUUAUAAAUAUGUUCGAAGUUUAUUAAUUACUUCAUCAUAAUUUGUUAUGAUUACUAACUUUAAAGAAUUUCAAUAUGUUGUUAUUAUAAUAUUCACUAAUGCACACUGUAUUAGUGAAGUUGAAGUUAAUUUAAUGUUUUUAAAGUAUCAAUAUAAAGUUUUCAGUUAAUAAGUUCUUGUAAAAGAAUUAGUAAAUGAAACAGAAUGAGGACCUACUUAUAAAGCUUCCUUACAACAACAAUCAACAAAUACUUAAAUCUAUAUAAGACUUCUAAUUUCUAUUAUUUCAGUAUUUUUUAUUACUGAAACCAUAAAUAUGUAAACUAAUAUAGACAUAAAUAUCCUUAAAAAAGAUCUGAAAUGAUUUCUUUGUAUUUACAUAAAAGAUUUUCGUAUUCAUAACAUCUAAGACUCUAGGAAGUAUUGAUUGUUAAUAAAUCAUCACGCUUAAUAUCUAGUUUUUGUCAAAAACUAAGUCAAAUAUAUUAAAGAUCGCAAAUUAAUAUUCAAGAGAAGGGAAAACGAAACCUUAUCGAAACCUAACGAAUAACUAUUGAGGGAAGUGGAUUAAAAAGCAUUAAAACUAGUUUGAUUGCAGAAGUUUCUAAUUAUCGCCUGGUAUGGGAUUUGUCUGAUAAUUCAGACGAACUUCCUCAAAUCAAAAAUUUAUUUUCCGACGAAUUUUUUACAAUUCAUCAAAUAUCCCUGUUAUGUUAUGUCUCUUUUUCGGAUGAUAUCACUCCUGUUAUUUCGUUAUAUCUUCCUGUUAUAUCUACGAUAUUAUUACGACGCGCAAAAUUCAAAUCGCGGAUUUUGAAGACAAUUCCAUCGUUUACUGCUCAUUGAAAAAACAUUGUAUCUUUGAAAGCAAAACUAUCCUAAAAAAUAUCGAACCAUUUCUCAAUUUUGCAAUUACAUGUUUUAAUCGCCUUUUAUUUCUUUCAUAUUUUUUUUUGGUAAACAAAAAUGUUCAGAUGUUUUUAUGAUGUUUACCUUAUUCUAAAGUUUUUAAAAACUCUACAACAUUCAAACAUCAUGAACGAAAAAUUCCAUAAAUCUUAGUUUAUUUCUUUUUUUAUCAGAAAAAGUUUUUAUAUGUCUUAUAUUGCAAAGGUUACGUUUACUUACGGUAAUUGCAAUAUUUUCAAUGAUAUAGUGAUUACUAAUUAUAAAAUUAAAGAAUUUGUUUACCUUAAUUUUAAAUUAGAGUAACCAAACGCUGAAAUUUUUAUUUUGUUUUAUCAAAAUACUUGUAAGUUAUUGAUUGCGUUUGUAAGACUUUGAAGAAUUUCUGAAAUUACGAAUUUUCGGGGCAAUCAAAAUAAUCAAAAUUUUAUUAUGUAAAUUUAUUAAGAAAUUAUUUAAAUAACUGUUUAAAAAAGAUUUGAGGAUUUGCAAUCUGUAAAUGUCUGUAAUUCAAACUGUUGGCUGUAAAUUAUUUUAUUUCUUAGUUUCUAAUGUUUAUGAAUUCUCAAAGUUUUACAGAUAGUAAAAUUACAUCUUUAUAAUGGUGUUAGCAAACAUUUUAUUGUAAUUGUGUAGUUUUAUAAAAUGUACUUAAACCUUAUGUUGUUCUUAAUCAAUUGUUUAAUAUCUUGUGAUCAACUAUUAAAUCAAAAUUUUAUUUUUAUGUUUUUUACGUUCAGAAAAGUAAUUUUUUUAUCACAUUUCAUUUGAAAUAUUUAUUACUAUGUGUUCAGAACUCAAUAUAAAACAUUGAGUUCAAGGAUUUUUAAACAGAAAAAGCUUUGGCGAAAAAUUUGAAACUUAAUGAGUUUGAUGAUGUAAAUGCGAUGUAAUAAGUGAUUUCAUUUUUUCCGUAUUAUUUUUGGAAUAUUAAAUUAUAAUAUAAAUGUUUUUUCCUCUUUUCUUAAAUAUUAUGACUUGGCUGUUUGCAGUGCUGGAGAGCGUUGAAAAAUGAUUUGCAAAUUUGGUAUAAACAUCGCAAGUAAUAUCGUUUAAAAAUGCAUCUUUUUUAUUUCAAUCUCAAAAUAAAUUUUUUUUUAUCAAUCUCAAAAUUUUUUAUCAAUUUUUUUUCAAGCUCAAAAUUUUUAAUUUCUAUCUCAAAAGGAGUACUCAAAAUUUGUAUUUACGUUAAAUGAUGGGAUGUUGCAAUACCUAAUCAGACGCAAAAUAUUCAAAUAUAUUACAGAAUAAGUUAUAUUGAAUACAGAAUAAUUCAAUAUAAUAAGUUAUAUUGUAUACGAAAUUUGUCAUAUUGAAUAUUUAAUUAAAAUCUGUACUUUCUUUUAACAUUUGAUUCUUAGAAUAUUUGUAUUAUACUAAUAAAAAUUAAAAUAUUUCCUUUUUAAUAUUUUUGCUAGUAUUUUAUUCUAACACCCCUAAUGCAAAGAUAUUUAUUUAUAUUAACAAUUAAACUGUAAUUAUAUAAACAUUUUAAAUAAUUUCAUUUAUGUUUACUUACAAAAAAAUGAAGACCAAUAUUGAAGUAUGAUUUUAAUUUAUAUGACCAAAUGAAAACAUUUCUUCGCUGAGUAUAAAACAUUCUCAUAAUUCACAUGAAUGGUUUUCAUUACAUGCAUUCUUCUUUUUUUUAAUUUGACUUAUGACUCUCUUAAAUAUUUGAAAUUUAUAUUUUUUUUAAACUUUAAUCAAUUUAAGAAUAUAAAUAUAUAUUUUUAAUAAUUUAAUUUCUUUUUUUUAGUAUUAUUUUGAAAUAAUCUGAAGAAAAUAUUUCUCAAGUCUGUAAUGCAAUUUAUUACUGGAAGUUUAUUAAUGCAUACAAUAGUAAUUAAAAAAUGGUUUAUGAUUACUAAUGAAUAAAUGAAAACCAAUGUUUAAACGAUGAGAUGGAAUAAAACUAUUAUCGUUAUAAGUGAAAAUAUAAAUGCAAGUGCAUAAGUGAUUUUUGUAAUUAAAAUAUUGUUUUUUCUAAUUAACAAUAAAGAUUUUUUUUUAAAAAAAACAUUUAAUCCAUGCAAUUUAAGAAUGAGUUUUUUUAGAUAAUCGUAAUGUAAAAGCAAUUAUUUAUCUUUACAUUUUGGACAAAUAUUGCACGGAAUCGUCUGUAAUAGUUAAAAAAAUUAUGUAUGUUUAUUAGUAGAUUAAUUAAAUCUAAUAUUAAAUUAUGAUUUUGAUAGAUGUCAGUAAAUAAAAAUAUCUCGCACUGAGUUUGAUUAUACAUACAUGUAGUUCUAAAGAGUGAAAGGCAUAACUACUCCAAUUUUUUGUACUUUCUUGUUAAUAAUUAACAUUUUUUAAAGCAUGUAUAAUUUUUUCAAUAAUUUUAUGUAAGUCUAGAAUAUUAACUAUGAAGACCAAUUAACUAUGAAAAUAGUUACCGAUGAUUUUGCUUAUACAUGCAUGCAAUUCUAAAAAGCGAAAAGUUGUACCAAUUUUUUGUCCUUUCUUGUUAAUUGUUAACAUUUUUAAAGCAUUUAUAAUUUUUUCAAUAACUUUAUGUAAGUCUAGAAUAUUAACUAUGAAAAUAGUUACCGAUGAGUUUGCUUAUACAUACCUGUAAUUCUGAAAAACGAAAAGCAUAACUGUACCAAAUUUUUGUACUUUCUUGUUAAUUGUUAUAACAUUUUUUAAACAUAUAGCUUUUUUCUAAAAAAAAAUUUCAUAAUUUUGAGCAAUUUAAAAUUAUUUUUUCAUGUAAUGAUAUUUAUUUCUAUUCGUAAUUGAACUAACACUGUAUUGACAUUUUCAUUAAUUUAAAAAUACUUUAUGGUAAAUAAUAAAUGGAAACCAAUGUUAAAUAUUGAUUUUAUAGAUGUGAGUGAAAAAAAUAUUAUUACCCCACAGAGCUAAGACAUGCAUGUAAUUCACAUGAGUGGUUUUAAUAAAUACACAAGUUUUUUUCCCCUUGCUAUCGUGGCUUUUUUGUAAUAUUUUGUAAACUUGUAUAAAAUAGAGAGAAUAUUUUUAACGUGAAAUGAUUUUUUAACAAAAAAUACUUUCCAUAUUGCCAUAAUUUUUUUUUUGGAUGAUAGUGUUUGAUUGUUAUGUGAUUAAUUUUGUUUUGAAUUUGAAUGAAUAUUGAAGUUAUAUUGAAUAUAUUAUUUUUCAAAUUAUAUUGAAUGAUGUGUUAUAUUUACAUUCAAUACCUUAUUUGGGCAAAGUGCAUAUAAGUGAAAAGAAAGUUUAUUUUUGUCUAGAAAAAUGAUGCAUUUAAAAAUAUUUAUUCGUUAGCAAGAGCUCCCGAGAGAAUUUUUUUAUUGCCUAUGAAGAAGUGUCAAAUGGUAUUUGUGGAACCGGUGAUUUAAUAUGAGUAUCAAAGUUAUAUAUUUUGAAGAAUAACUAAAUGUUUGAUUUGUGUAAUUUCUAAAAUAUAUAUAUAUAUAUCUAUAUCUAUAUACAUAUGUGCUCAAUAAAAUGUCUUUAAUUUC